Spizellomyces punctatus DAOM BR117 is the source of this 1224-nucleotide messenger RNA. RefSeq lists its product as uncharacterized. Gene Ontology annotation, biological process: G protein-coupled receptor signaling pathway. Lineage: Eukaryota; Fungi; Chytridiomycota; Chytridiomycetes; Spizellomycetales; Spizellomycetaceae. The record is from RefSeq and is a predicted model, not a curated record. The coding region runs from base 719 to 1042 and encodes 107 amino acids. The transcript has 3 exons.
GCGACAGGUCCAUGGAAACUCUCUUCAAAUGGAAGCAAGAAUCAAACCCAACUUUUUAUGGCCUUGGUCGUCCUGUCCUCUCUCUAAAAUAAUAAAAAAAAAAUUCGAAAACAUACCCGUUCGUGUUGAAUGACCACAUUCUUCCGACAACUUUCAAGGGCAUUUUUUAAAAAAAAAAAAAGCCCCAUAAACUAAAACUAAAUCCAACAGCCGAAAACCCGAAAAUCCCAAAUAUCGGAACCCCCUCCCCAGCAGGCCCUCAACACGCGCUAACUCAACAAGAGCGCUACGCACACUUUAUCCCCUGUCGUGACGUGGAAGGGGCACAAGAGCUCAUCCCAAAACCACUCACGUUCUGGAGCAGUUCUAAAAAAGAUAGGAAAAACAAAAAGGAAUAUGGCGCAAGUUGGCAGUUUUUUGUGAGCUAAUCCUCCUUCUUGAAAGUGACUUCAUGGGGACUCAAGUAGAACAAAUGGCUCUCGUUUUUUCUUUAUUGUAUGUUUUUCUGUGCCAUAGCCAGUCUUGGGAAUCGGAAGGUUUUUACAGACUGUGACAAAACUCUACAUAACAGCAUUACGUCCUCUGGUCUGAACGGGGCUUGCAGAAGCGACUCGGCAUCCAAUUUUGUUUACGUCCCGCCCUUCUCCAACCUGCAAAACUCUCAUCUUCCCCCCCAUCCCCAUUAAUUACCCCCAUCAAGAAACACAUUUUAGGGAGAAUGUUUACCCUUCCACAUAUGCUACCACCGCCCAAAACUCCACCCCCAAAGACUCCUACACCAGUAGAACAGGAAUCACGUCUGGUGCGGUUGGAAAAGUAUUUGGAGAAAUUGCAAGAGCAACUUGCUUUGGAGAGUGUCCCUGUGUCGGAAGCAAGUUCAAGUCUUGUCAAGUGCUCACAGUCGAUGCUACUGCAUGAUCCGCUCAUCCCGUCGUCAUAUGUAGAAAAGAUUUACCCAGACGAGGAACGUCCCCCCAACAUUUACAAGGACCGGUCUGCCAAUUUGAAGCGAAUGUGUGUGCAGUCGUGUAGGGUGUUGUAAAAAAGUUGUCAUCUCGUUGUUCAAAGAACUGUAUAGUUAGGUUGGCAGUGAAGGAGGACAAUAAGUAGUGACCAGUGUUUCUCUUUCUUGCACAUAAAAUAUCUUGAUGGUAUGUAUGGGGAGAGCAGUCAUCAAAUGCCACAUCCCAUUUCCAAUGUAAAUAAAAAGUGCCUUAAACCAAA